Molecule: messenger RNA, 534 nt
Organism: Rana temporaria (common frog)
Lineage: Eukaryota; Metazoa; Chordata; Amphibia; Anura; Ranidae
Product: inhibitor of growth protein 4-like
Exons: 3
Biological process (GO): regulation of DNA-templated transcription; positive regulation of apoptotic process
Cellular component (GO): nucleus
Source: RefSeq, a predicted model, not a curated record
CACACAACGCUCUGUGCUGGUAAGGUGGCGAAUGUCUCAGCAAAGAUGGCGGCGGGAACGGCGCUAUAGAGACGCUUUGUCCUCCGGGCGGAAGCCGCUCUUCUGUCGCUCAAGAUGGCGGCUGGCAUGUACCUGGAGCAUUAUCUGGACAGUAUAGAGAAUUUGCCUUUUGAACUGCAGAGGAACUUCCAGCUGAUGAGGGAUUUGGAUCAGAGGACAGAAGAUUUGAAGUGCCAAAUAGACCGGCUAUCCUCCCAAUAUAUGAGCAACGCCCGCACACUGAGCUCCGAGGAGAAGCUGCAGCUCCUCCGCCAGGUACAGGAGGCGUACGGCAAGUGCAAGGAAUACGGAGACGACAAAGUGCAGCUCGCCAUGCAGACCUACGAGAUGGUGAGUGACGGAGGAAUGGCGCUUUGUAUGUACCAUCCGCCAACCGGCGCGCAGGAGAGUCGCUCAUCUACCAAGGUUCAUACCCAUAUACAAAAAAAGAUCAUAAUAAAAGAUGAAGAAACAAAGUCCAUGAGGAAGCCGAAU